Drepanopeziza brunnea f. sp. 'multigermtubi' MB_m1 is the source of this 1158-nucleotide messenger RNA. RefSeq lists its product as uncharacterized. The record is from RefSeq and is a predicted model, not a curated record. Lineage: Eukaryota; Fungi; Ascomycota; Leotiomycetes; Helotiales; Drepanopezizaceae.
AUGUCUCUUCAGCCUGAAGAUGCCGUAUCUUCUCGGGAUUGUAUUGGCACUCGCCAAAAUGGACAGCUUGAGCCUGAACAUGAAGACUUGAUCAAGCACCAGCUUUCUGGGUUACCAUACUUUAACAUUCGCGAUCUCCCCACCGAAAUCCGCGUUCAGGUCUUCGAGAUGUAUUUCGUGGACAUCUACUUGGCAUGUUAUGAAAGGCAUAUGCUCGGUGAUUGGUGGGCCACCAAAACCCCAUCUCUCGUCCAGGCCCUACGUGGAGAGCCCAAACUCUACUUUGAGGCAUUGGAGGCAUACUACUCCAACUUGCCGGCAACCGUGUCACCCGACAAUGCAGAGGCCGUGGCGAGAAUGCCAAAAUCUGUUGUGCGACGGGCUCGGGAUCUCAGGAUAUAUUACGGCCACAUGCUCGUAAGCGGAGAAUGGAAAUGGAGUGUCAAAAGCUCUCUCCCUGACCUUUCAAUCCUCACAAAUUCCAAUAUUCGGUCUCUGCAUCUUUCUACAGAUGAGAAUUUGUGGAGAUUUGAAGGCAGACCCAGGAUCUCGGAUUUGCGUCUGGUCGAAAAUAUAGUCCGCGAAUUUGUCCUGACACUUCCGCGCUUGUCUCUUCUCCGUCUCGAGAUACCUGCGGAGGCAGCUUUUCCAGUUGUCUUCAGAGGCGAGAAGUUUGAGUGCCUUGAAGCCCCUCUGCUCAAUAUCAACAAAGCUCUAGAUGUCUCUCACGAGUGGGUUAGAUCCAGCCGUAAGACUAAAGGGCCACGCCCACUAGAGGUGGCCUGGCACGCUGGCAACAGACCGUUCAGAUGGACCGACAAAGAUAACAUACAAAGCGUUCCACGAGCCCAUCGGGGAACAUUCCUGAGGGUCGUCUUACACUCUCAUACUAUGUCCUGGAGAAUCUCGAGGUGCACCACGUUCAUGGGUCUCAACCCCAAGCCUCAUAUCCGCUACUGUGUAAACCAGACAUGUGUCUGCUCGGACAUGGUUGCUUCUGCGUCUAGGGUUCCAGACCACGCUGAGGCUCAGUCACUCUCAUCUGAUUGGCUGCAGUUGACACCCUGGAAGACGCCAGUGGGUUUAUCACUGGAGCAGAAAGCGGCGCUAUUCAAGACGUUAUGCGUGCCACCAGACAUCAUCGCUGCUCUAUAUUAG